UUUGCUUAUACUUAUGUCAUUCUUCGCCAUUCGUAGAAUCGAACGCUGCACAGCUUCAGCGCUUCCCGUCUUCAUCAUCUCUUCGGCUGAGAGAGCAGAACACGGCACGUUGGCGUCUCUUUCCCUUCGCCGCUUCUCGUUUUCGCCUUCGAAAAAUAACGUGUUGACGAAAGCUGGAACGUGGGGAUCAGCGAGAGUGCCAUGGAAGCUUUUUGAGCACUAUAGAAUAGCAUGCCAUGGGAAAUUGCAGUCAUCCGUUUAAAGUUCUGAGUCUUGAAAAUCCGAAUAUCAAGCCGUCAUUGUCUACUGCAUGGGUGAGACUCCUCCCUCCGCACUCAGCCAAUUCCUUCACAACCGAGAUCUCAAGGUACAAGCUGAGCCCCCGGGUGUCCAAAAAGCAAUAAACUCAAUCUUCACUUACCUCAGAGCAGGUCGUCUACGAAAAGCCGUGUCAGUCCUCUUCGCUUUCCCUGAACUUUUCCCGUAUUCCCUGUAUGCUCAUCUCUUCCAGAUAUGUUCCUAUCGUCGAGCCAUUGUUGAGGCUCGGAAGCUCGAGUCUCAUUUGGUCACUUUCUCUCCUACCCCACCGGUCUUUCUUCUUAACCGAGCGAUAGAAACGUACGGCAAAUGUUGUUCUUUGAAUGAUGCCAGGGAGCUGUUUGAGGAAAUGCCUCAAAGAGAUGGAGGGUCUUGGAAUGCAAUGAUCACGGCCUAUGCGCAGGGGGCUUUCCCAGAUGAGGCAUUGUCAUUAUUCCAAUGCAUGAAUAGGUUGGGAAUUUAUGCAAAUAAUAUCACAUUUGCCAGUAUUCUUGGUUCUUGUGCUGCAGCCUCUGAGCUUCAUCUCUCAAGGCAGAUUCAUGGACUUAUAACAAAAUGUGGUUUUGAUAGGAAUGUUGUUCUGGGGAGUUCCCUGGUUGACGUUUAUGCUAAGUGUCGGGUUAUGUGUGAUGCCCGUAAAAUGUUCAAUGAGAUUGAAAAUCCUAAUGCCAUCACUUGGAAUGUGAUUGUGAGGCGGUAUCUAGAUAAUGGUGAUGGUAGGGAAGCCAUUAAGAUGUUUUCACGGAUGCUCUCUGCUGCAAUCAAGCCAUUCAACUUUAUACUCUCUAAUGCCCUUGUUGCUUGUUCUAGUAUAUAUGCACUAAACGAGGGAAUGCAAAUACAUGGAAUUAUUGCAAAACUAGGUUUUCAAGAGGAUUAUAUUGUCUCAAGCUCUCUUAUUAACAUGUAUGUGAAGUGUGGUGAACUGGAUGAUGGUGCUAGGAUUUUUAAUCAGCUUGGCUCAAAAGAUUUGGUCACUUGGACUUCAAUUGUAUCAGGAUAUGCAAUGAGUGGGAAAACCCAAGAGGCAAGGAAAUUGUUUGAUGAGAUGCCUGAACGUAAUGUGAUCUCAUGGAAUGCAAUGUUUGCAGGAUAUAUCCGUUCCUCUGAAUAUGUAGAGGCAUUGGAUUUUGUAUAUUUGAUGGUUGUUGAUACUAAGUCAUUGGAUCAUGUCACAGUAAGCUUGAUUUUAAACUUAUCUACUGGACUUUCAGAUCAUGAAAUGGGAAAGCAGGUUCAUGGUUAUAUCUAUCGACAUGGUUACCACACCAACCUUAUGGUUAGCAAUGCCCUUCUUGACAUGUAUGGUAAAUGUGGGAUGUUGAAUAGUGCUAGAGUUUGGUUUAGCCAAAUGAGUUACUGGCGUGACAUGGUUUCUUGGAAUUCCUUGUUGACUAGCUAUGCUCACCAUCAAUUAGGUGAGCUAGCCUUGACAAUGUUCUUAGAGAUGCAGUGGGAAACAAAACCAAAUAAAUAUACAGUUGCAACCCUUUUGAUGGCUUGUGCAAAUACCUCUGCAGUUCACCAUGGUAAACAAAUUCAUGGAUAUAUUAUUAGACAUGUAAUUGAGAUGGAUACUAUUAUUAUAACUGCUUUGAUAUUCAUGUAUUGUAGAUUUCAUUCUCUUGAGCAUGCUUUUGAGGUUUUUAAAGGGGCAAACUUUAGAGAUGUGGUUAUUUGGAAUUGCAUAAUAUUUGGGUGUUGUCACAAUCAUAGAUAUCAGGAAGCCCUUGAAUUGUUUAGGAUAAUGGUGGAGGAAGGCACCCAACCAGACCAUGUGACCAUUCAGGGUAUCCUGUCUGCUUGUAUAGAAGAAGGCCUUGUUGAGUUUGGUACCCAAUGCUUCAAGUCAAUGAGCAAUGAGUUUUGUAUCUUGCCUCGGUUGGAGCACUUUAACUGCAUGAUUCAACUCUACAGCCGACAUGGAUACAUGGAUGAACUUGAAAACUUUUUGAAGACAUUGCCCAUUGAGCCUUCAAUUCCAAUGUUAACCAUGGCCCUUGAUGCUUGUAAGAAGCAUGGUUACUCAAGACUGGAAGUGUGGAUUAUGGAUCAAAUUAAGGAUUUUCGACAUUAAUUCUAUCUCAAUUUGCUGCAUGUAUCAAAGGAGGCAGUUAGCUCCAUAUUUCAGCUCCAGAGUAUGCCAUACAGUGACAAGUUACAGAACCAUAGACAUUUGAGUGGCAUUACAAUAGAAAAUGGUCAAGGCCUGUCAGUCAUGAUGCACAUUAAGUUCAUGCCUUGAUGGCUGAUGCGGUUAUGCAGAUGACUUGAUCACAUGCUUGCAAUGGGCAAGACAAUCUCCCCUUUUUCCUCUUCUGAAAGGUGGUUUAAAGGAAAACAGGAGCAUUAUUAUUUCAUAAGAACUGAGAGGUAUUCUAUGCAACUUUUCCACCUAUUUGCCACUAAGCCAUCCAAAGUCUUUUUUUCUCUUGUUAAAAGGAAACCCGUCCUCAUCUGCAUAUCAGCUAUAUUCAAAUUUGAAGAUGAAUUUCCCUCUCUUAUCCUCAUCUCUUUCUCUAGCCUUGCUCAUUCACUGGGUAUGGGAGGUCUUUUUUCUGUUCCAAUUUUCCCCUCAUUUCUGAGAAUCUGGGUUCCUGGCUCUGCCCAGAUCAUUCAGUCGCCCCCCUCCCCAAAACUCUUUCAUUGUCCUUCAUUUGCGGUCUUCAUUCUAUAUAUUAUAGAGCACAUGUAGUGUUGGGUGUGCCUAUUAUCCCGUACAUUCAUGGUGCACCUUCUGGCUAUUCUGAUGUUAUCAUGGGCUUGAUUUGCAACACUUACUUCAGGCAGGGGUGGCUUAACUUGGGAAUCUACCAGCAAGAGCAUGGUUUUCAACUGAGCUGAUAUGCAUUUUCUUUCAUUUUACAAUGCAAGAACCGUGAUAUGCAUAUACUUUCCUCUUUUUGUUUGUUUGUUUUUGUUUCAGAAUAGCUUUCAUGAUCUUACAAUAUUUGUGUUUUACCUUAUGGUGCCUUGAAAUACUACUUUAUGAUUGGGCUUGUAAAUACGGUGGCAAUCCAAUCUGUUUAUUGACUCAGCCCUCCAAUUGGAUUUUGAUGAGAAAGUUUAUGACAUUUUAAGUCCAAUCUGUUUAUUGACUCAGUCCAAUCUAUUUAUUUAUGAGCAUGUUAAGAUGAAGUAUUUGCCAUGUAUGGUUAUAGUGAUGAUGAUGUUCUGCUGGUUCCUUGGCCAAUGUGUAUUUCUGUGCUAUGAUUAUGAUGUUUAUAGACAUGGUUUUUCUUUGAUGUUUAUGAAAGGUAUAACAUGUUUUAAAUGCAUGAGUGGUUUAGUUGGUACUGAGAUUCCCCAAUUCUCACUCUCUCUAACUAACAUUUCAAGCACAAGUGGGACCAACAAGGGAAAAGCAAAGGUAUAGAUGGGUGACUUAUGAGAGUGCAAUCUUUUUGGCUAGUUAUGUAUAGACUUAUAGGGGACAUUUAGUUCACCAAUAUUUUGACAACAUUUCUAAGGCAAUAUGGUAUAUGGCAUAAAUUGUAUGUUAAUGCUAAGGAUGAUUGUAAUGGUGUUCAUAAAAACACUUAUGAUUUAAGUUGUGCGAUGCGUGGUGGGACUUAGAGAGUAAUAACUGCACUAAGUUAAGUAAAAGAAAGAAACAAGAAGGGUAAAGGUUGAGAUCUUACUAAGGUUCUUAGAACACGAUUUAAGUAAAGUUUCAACUAGAAUAGUCUUGAACCAAUUAGUGAUUGAUAUCUCCUUAUCUAUAUCAACUAAGUAUGGCACAUUACAAACAUAAAGAAAAGGAUUUCACUGUUUCUCAAAGAACAUAAAGAGUUGUGUUUUAAAGGGCAGCAAAAGGUUUUGCACUGUAAGUACUUUGAAAGUGCUGCAUUGACUGCUUCUUUUAUUAGAUGGCAUACUUAGAGUGUUAAAAUAUUAGAUGUGGCAGUAACUGCUUGGCGAUUCAGUUUCUUCCACUAGCAACUGUGGUGGGCAAAAUUCAUUGGCAGGAAAUCCUUAUGGGCAUGAGGCAGGGCAAGAAUUAACGCUUGGUCGUGUGGGUAUUACUGUCAACUUGUUGAUUCACAUCCCCUUUUCUGUUGUGUAGUUUGUAGUCGUUGGAACCGUCUGAUUUUUCAGUAAAUCCUGGAUCAUUUGCCUUGCAUCAUAUCGAUGGAAAGUCUUGAAGAUUUUUGUGCUCCAGUUAAGCCCUGAAGUGCCAAAAGACAAGCAGCUGGAGCAGUCCUUGAAGGAUAUUGCUGAUACCAAUGAGCAUGUGCCAGGCAGUAAUUCAACCAGGGUGAAUCCAAUUGAGGAUGAGCUUUCUUCGACAGAAACCACAUGCUCAGAUUUUUUGAUGGAUCUAUUAGUUCUCCUCUGCUGUGAGAAUUCAUGCGUUUAUUCUCUGCAAAAUCGUUGAUGCAGGUCCUAUACCCAUUAGCCAAAUACAUCUAUAAUGAAGUUACAAUUCUUUAAGAAAGCUACUUUGUUUUUUUAAUUAUUUAUGAUAUAUUCUUAAGAAUACAGCCAAUAAGGUUUAACUUUCUAAGCCUUGUUGUCGGACUGCAACUUCAAAGAAAGAUGACAAAUUUUCUAGGCUAUUGUUGCUUCAGACUGGAACAUUUGAAAUCAGGUGGAAUCACCAUAUUUAUUUUUUUAUUCUAUAAGAAUGCUUUUAGUAGGAUUACAAAAUUGAUCAUGCUUACACUUGUCAAACUUGGAAUUGGUACAGGAAAGCUCCUUAUCGUCCAUUUUAAGAUGGAAUUAUGAAGUGAAUAUGGACAAAACCAUGUAUUCUGAUGACAAUGGAGUAUUGCACUCGUAUAGUGGUGUUUAGAACCAGCAGAUUUGUUUAGGAUUCCUUUCUUUUUACAGCGUAAAUUAAUGAUUUAGUCUUCAAAAGAUUAUCCCUUUGCAGUGACUUUCUCUAGAAGUAGAGCCUCAAUUUAUUUCUUUGAAGUUUUUUACCAUUACUAAAAAGGUCCCCCAAGCAAGGAUCACCUAUCAAAGUUGAUAAUGUAGCAUAAACAAGAACUCAUAUAGUCAUUAAUUGGUGAUAUGAACUUGCCCAGAUGUAUUACAAUCCCAAAACAAUGUUGUUUUGGCUACUUUUACAAAAGCCAUCUGACCUUCUUGAUGCCCUUUUGGUUUGUGAAAGUAGCCAACAAAGAUGUCAAUCAGGGAUAUAAGACACUUGGACAAGUUUAUAUAAUCAAUCAAUUGCCGUGUGGGCGCUCUCAGUUGCAAGUUUAGUGUAUGACUGUGACUUUGCUUAAUACAGAGGAAAAGGACUAAAACAUUAAUUUGCUUUUUGCCCUUUUAACUAUUUUAGAUAAGAUAGUGCAUUUCAGUUUUUUCUGGUCAAAUAUUUACUUACUUAGGCAUCUUAUGUUGACAACUUUCAGGCAAAUGGUUAUGAGUUGACCUUCAUCUCAUUAUUAGAUGUUGAAAACGAAUUAAGGUGUCUAGAGAAUCUGCCUUGUUUCCAUGAUACAGUUCUUGCAGAUGCUGCCUUCAGAUUCUCUUCAAAUUUGACGAAAAAGCAGGUUCGAAUUGUUCUGCUCCCCACCCCCCGGUGGGGAUUUUCUGGAAAUAUUUUCUAUUAUCAUAAUUUGUAAGCACCUUUUUUUUUUUAAAUGAAAUUCCUUAGGUGCCAUUGUUACAAUUUUUUUUUUCCUCCAAAAAAUGAAGAAGCUUACUUACGUUGGCACAGAGCACCGCACCAGGGAUUGUGGAGGGUAUUGUUAAAGGAUUUAAAGGAGGAAAAAAUACCCAAACAAGUUAUACUGCAUCUUCAACCAGAUUCGUCAUGAUAAAUAAAUUUCAACAAACUAAAUUUUGAUAUAUUUCGUUAUUAUAGAAGAAAAAUAUGUUUCAUUUGUUGACUAAUUUUAGGAUGCUUCUGCUGCUGAUUCCCAAGCAAGAAAGAAGCUUGUGGAGAGGCAGGAAAAUUUGAAGGUAUUAAUUUAUCUGCUUUUUGAGCUUUGUGGCUUGUUGAUGAGCACAUUUUGCUUUCACUUAAACUUGUCAUUGGAUCAACUUGACAGAAAAAACCCAUAAACUUAUCUUGAUCUAUCAUGUCACCAUAGCAUAAUUUUUCAAAUGAAUGUUAUUUUAGUGCGCUUUCCUUCUGAAAACAAACAAAAAUAUGAGAAUGAGUAAAAUAUGGUUAUUCUUAGGCAAGUUUUGAUGCCAAAGACUUGAAUGUAGAAGCUUAUCUCUAUCAAAGCAGGUAGUUGGAUCCUCUAAAUUUCAAUUCUUAAGAACUGAUUAGCCUGCUGAUAAAAAAUGUUAACUGUAUACCAUUUUUGUUGAUGGUUACUAUAACUGUUUUCUUGCCUUAUUUGACAGUAGUGUUGAAAAGGCUUUAGGUGCCCGAAAUACAAUUACCUUUGCUCCUGUAGCCAAUGAGCUUGUGACGAAGAUGGAGGUCUGACCUCAACCAUCUUAAUUUCGACAUUUAACUGUCAUAUUUAACCUACCUAUAAUUCUUUUAUGUUUUUUGGCAUUUGAUGUCCUAUUUUAUUCUCAAAUAUUCAACAUUCAGACUUAUCAAAUGCAUAUUUGGCCCCUUAAAUGUAGUUUAAUAAAUGCAGUUUCUCA
Messenger RNA from Prosopis cineraria, 6879 nucleotides. RefSeq names its product pentatricopeptide repeat-containing protein At3g26540. The transcript is spliced from 5 exons. Gene Ontology annotation, molecular function: protein binding; RNA binding. Gene Ontology annotation, biological process: RNA modification. The coding region runs from base 311 to 2395 and encodes 694 amino acids. NCBI's taxonomy places the organism in Eukaryota, Viridiplantae, Streptophyta, Magnoliopsida, Fabales, Fabaceae. The record is from RefSeq and is a predicted model, not a curated record.